Messenger RNA from Empidonax traillii (willow flycatcher), 2559 nucleotides. It is a transcript of the gene MID1, whose product is annotated as midline 1. The coding region runs from base 278 to 2281 and encodes 667 amino acids. Gene Ontology annotation, molecular function: protein binding; zinc ion binding. NCBI's taxonomy places the organism in Eukaryota, Metazoa, Chordata, Aves, Passeriformes, Tyrannidae. The transcript is spliced from 10 exons. The record is from RefSeq and is a predicted model, not a curated record.
UUUUCAUAGGCUGGGGAAAGAAGGUUGGGAAACUUGACAUUGUCGUAAGACUCCCCCCAGCAAAAGAAUAAAAAGGAGGGGAAAAUAAUAGACAAGGAAGAGGAGGGAGGGAAACUUGAUUACGGUGGGAAACUUGAUGGAUUUCUGCCCUGCCGACAGCAGCGCGGUGUGAGCAGCCCCUUGCCGGCUGGAUGGAUGAUGGGAAUCUCACCAUGAGGCAGAUAGCUGAUCAGCUUCCCUGGAUUUCGCUGACGCCACAGGAAAGCUUUGCCUGAAGAUGGAAACACUGGAGUCAGAACUGACCUGCCCUAUCUGUCUGGAGCUGUUUGAAGACCCGCUGCUGCUGCCUUGCGCUCACAGCCUCUGCUUCAACUGCGCACACCGCAUCCUGGUCUCCCACUGCGCCACCAACGAGCCGGUGGAGUCUAUCACCGCCUUCCAGUGCCCGACCUGCCGCUAUGUCAUCACCCUCAGCCAGCGCGGUCUAGAAGGGCUCAAGCGCAACGUCACCCUGCAGAACAUCAUCGACAGGUUUCAGAAAGCCUCGGUCAGCGGGCCCAAUUCCCCCAGCGAGACCCGCCGGGAGCGGGCAUUUGAUAACAACAGCAUGUCGUCCUGCGAGAAGGUCCUCUGCCAGUUCUGCGACCAAGACCCUGCCCAGGAGGCAGUGAAAACCUGCGUUACCUGCGAGGUGUCCUACUGCGAGGAGUGCCUGAAAGCCACUCACCCCAAUAAGAAGCCGUUCACUGGCCACCGUCUCAUCGAGCCCAUCCCGGACUCCCACAUCAGGGGAUUAAUGUGCUUGGAGCAUGAGGAUGAGAAAGUUAAUAUGUACUGCGUGACUGAUGACCAGUUAAUUUGUGCCUUGUGUAAACUGGUCGGGCGACACCGUGACCAUCAGGUGGCAGCUUUAAGUGACCGCUAUGACAAGCUAAAGCAAAAUUUGGAGAGUAACCUCACCAACCUUAUUAAGAGGAAUACUGAACUGGAAACUCUUCUGGCAAAACUCAUUCAGACCUGUCAGCAUGUAGAAGUAAAUGCAUCCCGCCAAGAAACCAAGCUGAUGGAAGAAUGUGACCAGCUCAUUGAAAUUAUCCAGCAAAGACGGCAAAUAAUUGGAACCAAAAUCAAAGAGGGAAAGGUGGUGAGGUUGAGAAAACUGGCUCAGCAGAUUGCGAACUGCAAACAGUGCAUUGAGCGCUCGACAUCCCUCAUCUCUCAGGCUGAGCAGUCGCUGAAGGAGAAUGAUCACGCUCGUUUCCUGCAGACAGCUAAAAAUAUCACUGAAAGGGUUUCCAUGGCAACUGCUUCCUCCCAGGUUCUAAUUCCUGAAAUAAAUCUCAAUGAUACUUUUGAUACUUUCGCACUUGAUUUUACCAGGGAGAAGAAAUUGCUGGAAUGCCUUGAUUAUCUUACAGCUCCCAACCCACCCACCAUUCGAGAAGAGCUCUGUACAGCUUCUUAUGACACCAUUACUGUCCACUGGACAUCGGAUGAUGAGUUCAGCGUGGUCUCUUAUGAACUGCAGUACACCAUCUUCACUGGACAAGCUAAUGUUGUUAGUUUAUGCAACUCAGCCGACAGCUGGAUGAUUGUUCCUAAUAUCAAACAAAACCACUACACGGUGCAUGGGUUACAGAGUGGCACUAAGUACAUCUUCAUUGUUAAGGCCAUUAAUCAGGCGGGCAGCAGGAGCAGCGAGCCUGGCAAGCUCAAGACAAACAGUCAGCCAUUUAAACUGGACCCCAAAUCUGCUCAUAGAAAAUUGAAAGUGUCUCAUGAUAACUUGACAGUGGAACGUGAUGAAACAUCCUCCAAAAAGAGUCACACACCAGAGCGAUUCACGAGCCAAGGGAGCUAUGGAGUAGCUGGCAAUGUGUUCAUUGACAGCGGGCGGCAUUACUGGGAAGUGGUUAUAAGCGGGAGUACUUGGUAUGCUAUUGGCAUUUCCUACAAGUCAGCUCCGAAGCACGAGUGGAUCGGAAAGAAUUCUGCCUCCUGGGUGCUUUGCCGCUGCAAUAACACGUGGGUGGUGCGGCACAACAGCAAAGAAAUCCCCAUAGAGCCUGCCCCUCACCUCCGGCGGGUCGGAAUUUUGCUGGACUAUGACAAUGGUUCCCUUGCUUUUUACGACGCUUUGAACUCCCUACACCUUUACACUUUUGACAUUACUUUUGGGCAGCCAGUGUGCCCCACGUUCACAGUGUGGAACAAGUGUUUGACCAUUAUAACUGGCUUGCCUAUCCCUGACCAUCUGGACUCCUCCGAGCAGCUCGCAUGACUGCUAAAUGCCAAAAGGUAGGACGACACAUCUUCCCAGGGCGGCCAGGCAGCUGCCUGCAGGAGCUUGCCCGGAGCUGGUGGACCUAUGUGGCAUCCUGGCCAACGCUGCCAAAUUUGGCCAAAACUGAAAAGGAGAGAUUAUCUCUUUCUGUGUACUUUGUAAGGAAGAACAAGAAGUGGCUUUAAAAAUAUCUUAGAACUUCCUUUUGCAGCUGGUUUUGUUUGGUUGGUUUUGUAUCUAGUCUCUUACAGGAAGAUUUAUAAAUUAUUUAUAAA